UCACUCUUUACAAUUCCCGUUUACUUAAUUUAAUACUUACACCUCUCCAUUCAUUAAAACAAAAAAUACAUAUAAUUGAUGUCUGGUAAUAACAACCAAACAUACGAACACAAUCAAGUGGUUACGUCUGAUGGUGCUUACUACCAUGAUUCUGACGACCACGGUCGUCUUCGCGACGACGAAAUGAUGGAGGAAUAUUCUGAAAAGGCUCCCCCUCCUACGAAACCUCGUUUUUACAAAACAAAAAAAUACUGGAUUAUUUGCUCUAUCAACACUGUCAUUGUUGUUAUUGUUGCAGUUGUCUUGGCUCUUUAUGUCAUUUUCCCUAAAGUCGCCCAAUCUUUGAUGAACAAGUCCAAGAUUGAUGUCUCUGCUGCUGCCAUUUCAUUCACCAAGCCUGAGUCCUUAACCAAUGCUGCCUACUCUAAGCGUGAUGGUGAUGAUAUGAAUUCUACUUUUUACAUGUCAAUGGAAAGUGAUCUCUCCAAGACCGGUCCAUUCCAUGCUACAAUCAAGUUCCAUAAUCCUGUACAAAUCUACUACAACGAAUCCUACCUCGGUGAUAUCUUCUUUUAUGAAGAAGCUAAAAUUGCUAGUGGUAAAGGAAAGUUAAAUGCUGUCACUCCCUUCAUGAUCCGUGAUCAAGCUGCUUUUGCUGAGUUCUCAAAGACCAUGUUGGCCGUCGAAGAAUUCAAAUGGACCCUUAAAGGAAAGCUCGAUAUUACCGCUCUUAGCAGAACGGCCACAGUCAACCUUAAUAAAGAAAUCACAUUAAAUGGUAUGAAUGGCUUCCCUAAUGUUAAAAUCGAUUCUUUCGGUCUUCCUGGUGAUGAUCCUAAAGGUGGUAUUCUUAUGGAGUUAGGUACUGUCUUAGAAAGUCCUUCUCCCAUCGGUGUCCAACUUGGUACAAUCAAGCUUGCUGUUGCCUAUGAUGGUGUAUCACUUGGUAUUGUUUCUGCUGAUGGUGUCACACUCCAAAAGGGUGAGAACAGAAUUCUCCUCAAGGGUUCUCUUGUACCUCAAAAUGAUACUGCCUCUUUGGACAAGAUCAGUGUUCUUUUCUCCAACUAUAUUGCCGGUGUUGUAUCUACCACCACUGCCGUUGGUGUCUCUUGUGCCCCUGACGGUGUCAACCCCAUUGGCUGGCUCUCUGAGGGUUUCAAGACCGUUAACCUUAAGGUUGGUUUGGGAGCUCCUGCUCCUUUAAAGAUCAUUAAUGGUGUUAGUAUGGGUUACCUUGACUUGAAGUUUGAUCCUUCUGCUCCUUACGCACCUGUUAUCAAUGCUCCUGCUGUUACUGCCAACUUCCAAAUGCCUUUCGGUUUCUCUUUAAAUGUUACUGAGCUUACUCAAAGCAUCACUGUUGCUAUCAACACCUCAAGCACUGAAACUGCCAACUUUGCUGUCAUGAAUGUUCAAAACGCUGCUGCUGUUAGUGAUCAAGCUGCUGGUACCAUCAAGUUUGCUUUGAAUAAUACUACCAUGGCCGGUAUUGCUGGACAAGAAAGUAUCUACAACAAGUAUACUUAUGCUUUAACUGCUUCCAACAACUAUACCUUCAUGGUCUCUGGUAGUGCUACUACUAAGGCUAUGACUCCUCUUGGUCCUAUUACUUUAAGUGGUAUUAACUUCACCGUUCCUACUACUCUUCAAGGUCUUAACUUCUUGAACAGCACUGCUACUGUUAUUAACUCUCUUGAUGUUACUGGUGGUACUGCUACUGGUUUGAAUCUUGCUAUUAAUGUAACCAUGAGUAAUCCCUCUGACUUUGGUAUCUCUACCGGUGAUGUUAGCUUCAACAUGGGUGCCAGUGGUGUCGUUCUCGGUCUUGUUACCUUAAACAAUCUUACUUUGAACCGUGGUGAAAACACUGUUUCUGCUACUUCCACUUUCGAUCCCAAGUCUUCUGAUGUUGGACAAAACCUUUUGAGUACCUUUGUCAUGGGUAGCGAUAAUGCUGUUGAUAUUACUGGUUAUGCCAACUCUACUAGCAUUGUCAGUCUUGCCGAACCUCUUAGUGUUGUUACCCUCGCUUCAACUCUUCCUGGUCUUACUGCUGCUUUGAUUCAAGGUUCUGCUUUAAUUGUUCUUCCCGAUACUCUUACCACUGGUAUUGUCGGUGUUAAGGUCUCUAUUGCUAACCCCUUCAGUGCUGGCUUGAGUAUUACCAAGGUCGUCUCUGCUGUCACGUUUGGUGGUAUGCCCAUGGGUAAUAUUGAUCAAGAUAUUUCAAGCAAUCCUUUUGUCAUCGGUGGCAAAGCUAUUGCUGAAUCUGCUCCUUUCAACAUGGCCAUGAACUUGGAACCUGCGUCCGUUGCCUUGUUGCUCCGUACUCUUGCUGUUCAAUCCAACAUGGAUACCAAGCCUCUUGAUGCCUUAUUUGGUUUGGGUGGUCUUGAAGUCGAAGGUCAAGAAAGUGUUGAAGCUGAUGCUGACCUCUUCACCAACUUUGAUAUCUCCAAGUUCACUACAGAUGCCAUGGCUGCCUUAAAGGUUGAUCUUUCUCUUUCUUCUGCUUUGAAUAUUGGUGAAUACAGUAACGAUUUAGCUUUCUCUCAAGCUGGUGUUGCCGUUGCCACUGAUAGCUCUGUUCUUGGUUUAGUUCCUCUUGUUGGUCAACCCAUUGUUCAACAAAUUGUUGAUGGAUCCGUUCUUUCUUUCAAGAGUGUUGUCAUGUCUGAAGUUACUGAGAAGUCAUUCAAGGUUCAAAUGAAGGGUUCUAUUAAAGACUCUGGACCCAUGUUUGCUACUAUUAGUUUCCCUGCCCCUCUUACUGUUGUGUGGCAAGGCAAGACUAUCGGUACUGUUACCAUGGCUGAUAUCAAUGCCAAGCCUCUUGUUGGUGCUGACUUUGAUGUUCCUGGUGUCUUCACUGUUGCUGAUAGUGGUGCUAUGGGUGAAUUCUCUGCUUAUUUAAUUAACAACCCUGAAUUUGUUUGGGAUAUUACCUCCAGCGAUGUUAGUGUCAAGGCUCUUGGCUUCACUUUCACCAAAAUUGCCCUUCACAAGAUUGUUAAAUUGGCCGGUGCUAGUGGAUUUAAGGAUGCUGUUACCGUUACUUCAUUCGAUUUACCUGCCGAUCAUCCCGAUGGUGGUAUUGCUCUUACUGUUAACACUGUCAUUAAGAACCCCAGUCAAGUUGGUUUCAACCUUGGUGGUGUUGCAUUUGAGAACUUCUUUGGUGAUGUUGAUCUUGGACCCCUCUCAUCCGACGGUGCUGCUGUAUUCAACCCUCAAGGAUCUUCCAAUGUUCCCAUGAAGGGUAGAUUGGUUCCUCAAACUACUCGUGAAGGUAUCAUUGCUGUCACUACUGUCUUUGGCCAUUAUCUUUCUGGUAAUUCUUCUACACUUACUGUUAAGGGUGUUUCCGGCUCUGGUCCUCAAGGUGAGGUUAGCUGGCUUACCGCUGCUUUCAAGACUCUUACUAUUGGCAAUGUUAUCUUACCUGGUCCUGAGAAGAUUCCUGUUCUUAUUCCUUCCAUUGAAAUGAGAAACAUGCAAUUAGAUUUUACCAAGGAUCCUUGGGCUCCUCCUACCAGCUCUUCUCAAGUCGAGGCCCAACUUGCUAAUCCUUUCGGUUUCCCUCUUGGUGUCAAGCAACUUAACAUGAAGGUUGAAGCUACCUAUGAAGGUAAUGCUGUUGCCAGUCUCGAUGUCCCUGAUAAUGCUGCUACCACUAGUCCUUCUGGUUUGAUCACUACUAGUUUCAAGGAUGUUCCUUUUGUUGUUGCCAACAAGCCACUUUUCGCUGGUUUCGUUCAACUUUUGACUCUCAGUCCUAGUGUUACUUUUGGCUUGCAAGGCACUUCCAAUGCUAUUGCUCACACUUCUGUUGGUGAUUUAACUCUUCCUGGUAUCCAUUUCGCUGUUGAUACUACUUUGAAGGGUUUCUCUAGCUUCAACAAGAAGGUAACCAUUAUUUCUCUCAAAAUUUCCGGUGCUACUGCAAGCUAUGUUAUUGUUGAUCUCACUGUUCAAAUGGAAAAUCCUUCUGAUACCACCAUUACCGUUGGUGAUAUUAACUUUGAUGUUCUCAUGCCUGCUUAUAACAAUGCUCGCGUUGGUCUCGUCUACAUGAAGGAUCUCACUAUUUCUCCUGGAUCCAAGACAUACACUGCUACCAUGCACUUGGGUGAAAUGGCUACUAGUGCCGAAGCUGUUGGUGCCAUGUUCUACAAUUACAUGACCGGUACUACUGUUCCUUUGGUCAUUCAAGGUACUGAAAGAUCUACCCCUAUUGCUCCUCUCAAUCCUGCAUUAAAGGCUCUUACACUCGCUUCUGCUGCUCCUGGUACUCAAACUGCUUUAAUCAAGAAGAUUUUUGUUACUGGUAGUCUUGAUGACUUUACAACUCUCAAAGGUUAUGCUUACAUUACCAUUGAGAAUCCUUUGGAUACCCCCAUCACAAUUUUAGGCAUCAAGGCUUUAUCUAAGAAGAACAUUAUUUGUACUGCUUUUACCAAAGAAUUUGCUGGAUACCAAACUGUCGGAACUAUCGAUUUUGUUCUUCCUACACCCGCUACUGUUGGUGCUCAUGAGACUGUCGAAUUACAACCUAUCCCUGUUGGUCUUCCUGGUGUUGUUGAAGGUCUCCAAAGUGCUCUUGGCGAUAAACAUGUUGAUGUUGAGCAACAUGCAGAGGUUAUUGUUGGUAACAACUUCCAUGUUUCCGAUAUGGUCUAUACCCAGAAAAAUGUUCCAAUGGACAUCUAUGUUCCCAUGUUCAGUGAAAUGGACGGAUUCAACGAGACUUGUAUGACUGAUGAUCAUGGCAUUAUGGGUACUUCCCUCAGCGCACCAGUAAUUUCUUCUAAUGCUUCUAGCACAGCGGUGCCUACAUUCACAACAACUGUUGAUCCUGUUACAACUGCUCUUCCUACUACUACUACCGCUGAAGCCCCUGCUACCACCACGGAUGCACCCGCUGCUACAACUGAGGAGCCCGUUGCCACAACUACUGAGGCCCCCACACAAACUGAGGCUGCUCCUGCACCCACAUCUACAUUAUAAUUUUUACCUAGAUAAAAAAACAAAAUUGCUUCUUUUUUUAUCCCCAAUUAUUUCCUUAUACAUUAUAUUUCUUAAUACUUAUCACUUUAUUUUGCACUUUUUAAUAUGUUUUAAUUUUGAAGUUUACAUAAAGCUUAGCAAAUCAAUAAAGUAUGUCCUUCUUUAAUUUAAUAAUA
Molecule: messenger RNA, 5186 nt
Organism: Mucor mucedo
Lineage: Eukaryota; Fungi; Mucoromycota; Mucoromycetes; Mucorales; Mucoraceae
Exons: 4
Coding region: 79-5010 (1643 amino acids)
Cellular component (GO): fungal-type vacuole membrane
Source: RefSeq, a predicted model, not a curated record